AUGUCAGAGAUUGAGGAAACUCUAAAAAGGAUCCAGUCUCAUAAGGGAGUGGUUGGAACUAUAGUUGUAAAUGCUCAAGGGAUACCAAUUCGGACAACACUAGACAACUCCACCACACUCCAAUAUACUGCACUUUUGCGUCAGAUCACAAUACUGGCUAGAGGCACGGUGAGAGAUAUUGACCCACAGAAUGACCUUACCUUUUUACGGAUGAGGUCUAAGAAGCAUGAAGUCAUGGUGGGAGUGGACAAGGAUUUUUUGUUUGUAGUGGUUCAAGCUCCAAGUGAAUAA
Messenger RNA from Polypterus senegalus (gray bichir), 291 nucleotides. RefSeq names its product dynein light chain roadblock-type 2-like. The transcript has a single exon. The record is from RefSeq and is a predicted model, not a curated record. Gene Ontology annotation, molecular function: dynein intermediate chain binding. The coding region runs from base 1 to 291 and encodes 96 amino acids. Gene Ontology annotation, biological process: microtubule-based movement. NCBI's taxonomy places the organism in Eukaryota, Metazoa, Chordata, Cladistia, Polypteriformes, Polypteridae. Gene Ontology annotation, cellular component: cytoplasmic dynein complex; cytoplasm; centrosome.